ACUUCCGCCGCCAAAGGGGGUUGAGUGACAGUAAGCAGCGACUCGCCUAUUUUGAUCAAACAGUGUAACAUUUAACUUUUAAGGUUUCCGUUCAAAAUUAAAAAGAGUAGCGCAUAGCCACCAAACGCACGAAUAUAAAUAAGAUAUGUCUAUGCUGUAGACUUAGCAUAAAGGAUCGCUGUACUUGGUUCCGUAUCCGACAUCUAAAGCUUGCAACUGUUAGCCAGUGAAACUCACUCACCGGGCACCAUUUGACACGCAGUUGUUUCUGUCCGGGUGAAGGCAGAAGAGUGAUGCCAAGCAGUACGCACAGCACAGCAACAUGGAAAGCAGUCUUCGCUUUAAAGACAUCUUCUGCCCAGUGCUCUAAACAACCUGAACAAUCUGUAGUAUUCCUUUCAAAGGGCCCAAGAUGUUCCUUAUUUAGGCAGCUCAAGGCAAAGACAGGCAGUGGUGUGUAGUUGAGGGGUGGGCAAAGUUCGGCACAAAACACAUCCAAGAGCUUUCUGUGGACAGACUGUAGCAGUGGGCACAACAACUGCUGACCAAAAUCCACUUUCAAUAGCAGUGAACAGUCUAGUAGGGAUGAAUAACAUUGCCACAUUGUUGCCCAGCGGGAGUCUGGCUUUAUUGUGUAGCACUGUCAGAUCUUUCCUCGGUAUGGACGACUAUGUGCAGAUUGUUAAAAAGCAGUUGUGUGGUUUUAAGUCCAUUGUACUUGAGGGCUUUGUCUCAUUCCCAUGACUCCAGAGAGAAGAUGAAGAGAUUGCUGCAUUAACUGAUUUGUCUUGGUCCCAAAAUAUAUCAGUAUCUGUGCAUUGACCCUGACUCCAAUGAUAAAAUGUAAAAGGGUUUGGAAAUGGUUGUCCAAAGUUAGUAGACCGAUUCCAUGCUGGUAGAGAAACAUCUCAGAUUUGCGGACAACAAAACGGACACUGGCACAUCACCCCAAUUUAAAUGGAAGAAAUGAUUUUUUGCCUUCAUCCUAAAGCCAACCAAAUCUGAAAGAUGCACUAAGAGAUGCAAGAAUGACUACUCACUUGGAAUCCUUCUACUGGACAUCAUUUCCACAGUUGGAAUAUGUUCUCUGUUGAAUUUAUUGGACUUUAUCACUGUGAUGAGAAUGGAUUUCAUGAGAAAGGAGUUCAUCAGCUCUUAUCACUUUUUCAGGCAAGGAACAGUCUUAAAUUUCUGAGAAGUAUCCUGAGAAUAUUUCUUAAUGAAAAGUCAAGGAUAAAGAUUUCAUCAAUGGAUCAACGUUUUCUUGCACCUCAGAAAGGUUAGGUUGUCAUUUCAAAAUAAUCGCAAUUUCAUGCGUAUAGACGCUUUCAGUAGGAAGUAUGCUCUGAUGGGACCUGGAUGAUAGCCAAACAGAACAAGGGGCAGACAAACGAAACUACAGAAGAAGGAAGAUGCUUUGUUUUUCUCAAUGGGAGAAAAGUAAAUCUACAUCUUAGUGUCCAUUUCUUCCUCUUGAAACCAUCAGUAUCUUAGUCUGUUUAAACUAUUAAAAUUAUUAUCAACUUUGAAAAAAUUGAUGCAACAAUGAUCCCUUUGAACGUGACUCAGAAGACAUCCUUGGAAACUAUGACGAAGAACUACGUAAUGACAGCACCCAGUCCAGAGUUCACAACCCCUGCUGUGAUAGAAAGAGAAGUAGUGCCCAUGGGCUAUAUUCUAAGUGUGGGAUCCAUUUUGAUCAUCUCCACCAACCUUUUAGUCGUUAUUGCCCUGGUCCUCCUCAUCCGCAAAAGGGGCUGCCAGAGCUGGUGUUUUGUCUUAAACCUAUCCAUAGCGGACAUCCUGGUUGGCGUGGCUAUCACUGGCAUUGCCACUGAUGCUCUUGAAGGAACGACGGCCUCCAUGGAGAAGGGCAUUUGUUUGUUGCGCAUGACCUUUAUCAUGGCACCCUCUGCAGCCUCCAUCUUAACCAUGUUCUUGAUCUCACUGGACCGCUACUUAGCUAUAAAGUUGCCACUGCGCUAUUCGCAGUUAAUGAAUGGUAAGAUGAUUGCUGGGGCACUGGUUCCCGUCUGGCUCAUCUCAGUGACCGUGGGAUUUUCACCCAGCGUUUUGAAACCGUUGCAGAAGGAAGGCUAUCAUAAAGUCUGCACGUUCUUCUCUGUCAUAGAGCCAAAGAGCAUCAUUGUGGUCUUCUGUCUUUUUUUCUUUCCAUUACUCUCAGUCUUCAUCUAUUUUUACAUGGACAUCCUGAAAAUUGCAUGCGGCCAUCAGAAGCGCAUCUGUGCCCAGCAAGCGGGUUCACGCUUUCUGACGUCUAGCCGUUACUGGGGUCACGUAAAAGCCCUGCGCACUGUUGCCGUGCUGAUUGGUUGCUUCACGCUCUGCUGGUGCCCCUUUUUUGUGGUCGGGAUUGUGCAGGCAUCAUGUCCAACCUGUGAACUUUAUGACUUUUUGGAGAACCAUCUCUGGCUGCUGGGACUCUCAAACUCCCUAAUAAAUCCCCUUGUUUAUGCUUGCUGGCAGCGGGAGGUGAGAAACCAGAUCUGUGAGAUCUUCGCUCAUAUUAAAGUCGGGUUGUGUUGUGUAAAACACUUUAAAACAGCAGACAGAUGCCCCACAGACCACCCGACCGUCACUCAGGCAGUAACGUUUCAUGACAAGAUAAGAUGCUAGCCACCCCGUUAAAUUACAGUAGGUCUGUCACAAUUCCUGAACAACAAUCAGAAAAUAUUUCCAAUAGAUAGGAUAUCGUUUUAAAGUCCACUGACCAUGAAACUGUAAAAGGUUUAGAAAAAUGCUACAUCCCUUAAUGGAUGCGGAGCCCACAGUAUCUGUCCAAAUACAACAGAUGCCGCUUUAUUUGAACACAAAGUUCAAAAUAUAACCAAAGCACUUAUUUCCCAUUUCUACUUUUUCCCAGUUGUAAAAUAUGCGACUGUAAUAAAUUAAAUACUAUUUGUGUUGUAUCAUUGUAGAGGGUUUCUCAUCAUCACUGUCAUCUUGCCCACUGAUGGUUAUGACAGAGUCCUUUUAAUAAGAUGACUGUUGAUAGGGCAAUAUUCUCUGUAAAAUGGUUUUGU
Onychostoma macrolepis is the source of this 3044-nucleotide messenger RNA. RefSeq names its product glucose-dependent insulinotropic receptor. NCBI's taxonomy places the organism in Eukaryota, Metazoa, Chordata, Actinopteri, Cypriniformes, Cyprinidae. The record is from RefSeq and is a predicted model, not a curated record. Gene Ontology annotation, cellular component: membrane. The transcript has 3 exons. Gene Ontology annotation, biological process: G protein-coupled receptor signaling pathway. Bases 1546 to 2637 code for a protein of 363 amino acids. Gene Ontology annotation, molecular function: G protein-coupled receptor activity; phosphatidylcholine binding.